AUGAAUAUGGAAGCCACCACCAGCCAACUCCUGGAUUUCGAGCCGCCUCCAAUAUUCUGUAACUCGUGUUUGGGAUCCACAGAUCCUGAAUAUUUGACGUACAACCUGGCGGUAUCUGGAGUUCUCUUGGCAAUUGUUGGAAUGAUCGGAUUGAUUGGAAACAUUUUGGUUGUGAAAACAUAUCUGCAUCCGGAACAAGCUGUUCAUUCGACAUCAAUCUAUCUGGCAGCUCUGGGUUUUUCGGAUUUCUUUUUGGUUUUGACGGCGAUGUUCUUGUUUGUUUUGGAGGCGUGGAGACAUCAUGAUUAUCCGACCCUCGCCUACCUCUAUGUCAUCGGAGCCCCUAUAAUCUUCCCGGUCGCCGCAGUCUUCCAGACAAGUUCUGUCUAUUUCUGUGUGGCCGCUGCAGUCGAUUGCUUCAUCAUCGUCGUACUUCCAGAGAGUGUCAAACAGUUGUACUGCACACCAAAACGCGCCAAAAUGACGUGCACUAUCUUGAUGAUUCUUUGCUGCGCCUACAACGUUCCGCACUUUUUCGAACUGGAAAAAGUGGAUUGUCUCGACGAGCACGGACUGGAUUCUAUGCAAAUUUGUCCGACAGAUAUUCGUCUGGAUCCUGCAUACUAUGCGAUUUACUAUACUUAUAUGUACACAACUUUCUUGGCGAUUGGACCAUUGACUCUGUUGAUUCUUCUGAAUAUCUGCGUAGUUUUCACAGUUGUCACCAAAGGAAGUUCCAAUGAAAAUGGAGAAGACGACACAAUAUCUCUAAUCCUCGUCGUGUUCUUCUUCAUUUUCUGCAAUUUCACCGCUUUAUUGGUCAAUUUUAUGGAGCUCAUUUUCAACGAUCCGACGAUGUUGGUAUACUUUGUGGAUCUGUCAAACUUGUUGGUUGUGGUGAAUGGAACAGCAAACUUCUUCUGCUAUGCGAUAUUUGGAACAAGUUUCAGAAAUACUUUGAAGAAGGUUGUCCUUGGCUCCCCUGCAAAACGUUCGGCUGUCCUAUGGAUUAACGACGAAGAGAACAAGAAUCAACAGUCCCAUGCCUUGAUUUGA
This is a messenger RNA of Caenorhabditis remanei, 1056 nucleotides long. RefSeq lists its product as uncharacterized. The coding region runs from base 1 to 1056 and encodes 351 amino acids. NCBI's taxonomy places the organism in Eukaryota, Metazoa, Nematoda, Chromadorea, Rhabditida, Rhabditidae. Gene Ontology annotation, biological process: G protein-coupled receptor signaling pathway. The record is from RefSeq and is a predicted model, not a curated record. The transcript has 7 exons. Gene Ontology annotation, cellular component: membrane. Gene Ontology annotation, molecular function: G protein-coupled receptor activity.